AUGUCCUUGUUCAAAUUUGGUUUUUCUUCGUCUAAAGACAACAAUGAUGGGACAGGGAAGGAAAAAAAUUAUAAGGGUCGUGAAGAGACAAAAAAAACUUAUGAACAGAAACGUAAACGAGAAUUUGUUCCAAAAUGGCUAGAAGAAUACGAGUGGUUAAAAUACGACGAAGCGUCGUCUUCUAUACUUUGCAUGCCCUGUAAAAAAUUUGAUGAUGAUAGAACAUCUAAUUUUGUGACUGGUUGUAAAACAUGUCGGGUGGAGUCUAUCAAAAGUCAUGAAAAAAGUUCUCUUCAUACUUCCUGUGUUAAAAAACACACGAUUGCUAUCAUGAAGGAAAAGAAACAGGUUGUUUCUUGUUCAUAUACAGGUGAUAUACAAAGUACCUCCACGUCUGUUACAACUGAAGCUUCUGGCGGUGAAAAUGUUGUUGGGGCUUUAGAUUUAAGCAUAAAAAAACUCAACAAAGACCAAUUAAAGAAAUUAACAGUGUGCUUUAACUCUGCAUAUUGGGUAGCCAAAAAUGAAAUGCCUUUCACGAUGUACCCUUCUGUCCUUGAGUUGCAGCAAAUAAAUGGGGUUGAUUUAGCAAAAAGCUACAAAUCAGACAAGGCAUGUUCAAGGUUUAUAUCAUUUAUCUUUAAUGAUAUCCAGGAAGUGUCUGAUAACUUGUUGAAGAAAGCUAGGGUUUUGUCAAUUAUGUUUGAUGGGGCGACUGAUGUUUCAGUAGAUGAAGGUACUCCAAAGUGUGUGUAUGUGAAAAUGGUGGCAGUUAAGCAUGCUCACUCUGAAGGUGUGCUCUGUGCUAUUGAAGAGGCCAUGGCCAAUGUUAAUGGAUGGAAGGAUAAGUUAAUAGCAACUGGAUCUGAUGGUGCUAGUGUUAACAUUGGUAAAAAUAAAAGUGUAAAACUUAAAAAGAUGCACUGUGUUAAUCACAGGUUAGAAUUGGGUGCUCUAGAUGCAAUCAAGGAUAGAGAUGCUGAAAUGUUCUCGGAUAUCAAAUCUCUAUUACUAAGAUUGCAUAAGCACUACCAUUACUCUGCAAAAGCUCUGCGUGAACUUAAGAGUUUAGCAGAAGCUAUGGAGGUGAAAAUGCUGAAGCCAGCCAACCUAGAAGGCACACGAUGGAUGCCUCACCUCAGUAGGUCUUUGGCUGUGCUUCUCAAACCUGCUUCUUACUGUGUAUUUGUAACACAUUUUGAAGAUAUUGUGCAAGGUGGAAAAGGCACAGCUGAUGUACAAGGAAGAGCAAAGAGCAUCCUGAAGCACCUAAAGAGUGAAAAACUUUUACACUAUAUGUUUUUCUUACAGGAUGUACUUGAAAUUCUAAGUGAUCUUUCACUUCAGUUUCAAAGAGACACCUGCUCUAUUCCUGAUGCUCUUGAUGCCUUAGAAACAGCUUGCCUGCGCCUUGUUGCCCUUCAACAUAGACCAGGUAAGCAUCUCCAAGUAUUUGUUGAUGCUCUUGAUGACCAACAUGUCUUUCAGGGCAUACAACUCUCUCCUUGCACUAUGUCUGCAGAGGGACUAUCUAGCAAGAAGUCUCUCUUAAUUGAUGCUGUCAUCAAUCACAUUUCAGGGAGACUCCAAGAUCUAGACACCUCACCUGUAUUAAAGUCAAUGCAGAUUUUUUUCAUGGUCAACCUUCCAGAAUCAGCCACUGAUCUAGCAUUGUAUGGGGAGCAGGAAAUAGGCACUUUGAUUCAGUAUUUUAAUCCUUUGCUUUGCAGACUUGGCUGCCAAACAAAUGUCAUCAAGGAUACAGAAUGGCCUGCUUUAAAAGCCCAUAUGAGUAGAAAUAGACAAAAGUCCACUGAGGUACUACACAAAAUAAUUUUCACUGAUGAUAACCUGAAAGAGAGGUUCAAGAACAUUCUUGUUCUUGUUGAAAUCAUUUUGUGUGUACCAACCUCAAGUGCCAUCUGUGAGCGUGGGUUCUCAGCCAUGGCAAGAAUCAAAAGUGACUGGAGGGCAUCCCUUAACCCAGAUAUGUUGAACUAUCUGAUGGCCACAAGUUAG
This is a messenger RNA of Ruditapes philippinarum (Manila clam), 2019 nucleotides long. Its product is annotated as zinc finger protein 862-like. The record is from RefSeq and is a predicted model, not a curated record. NCBI's taxonomy places the organism in Eukaryota, Metazoa, Mollusca, Bivalvia, Venerida, Veneridae. Bases 1 to 2019 code for a protein of 672 amino acids. The transcript is spliced from 3 exons. Gene Ontology annotation, molecular function: protein dimerization activity.